Messenger RNA from Helobdella robusta, 366 nucleotides. RefSeq lists its product as hypothetical. Bases 1 to 366 code for a protein of 121 amino acids. The transcript is spliced from 3 exons. Lineage: Eukaryota; Metazoa; Annelida; Clitellata; Rhynchobdellida; Glossiphoniidae. The record is from RefSeq and is a predicted model, not a curated record.
AUGCUCAAGCCCCAAACAGGAACGCUGCAGGCAUCUACUAAUCUGCAACAGAAACAACCUUCUCAGUCUGUUGCCAACUUAUCAUGCAAACCGAUUGCUGCAGACAACUUCAAACUUAUUCAAUCAGACCUGGACAGCAGUUUGGCUUCGUUGGCUGGCAAUCUCAAUAUGAGUCCAGUAGGUCAAAUCAAAAAGACUGAGCAUCAAUGGACUGGGAGCACAGGUGGCGAGAAAAAGUUGACAGGUGGUACUGGGGCCUCAGCUUGGGGUCAACAAAGUUUUAACGUGGCAAACAACUGGGCUCAAUCAGGGGUUAAAUCAUUUUCAACUUUGGAAAUGUACAUACAUGCGUGUGGCUACAAAUAG